CCGAAAGUUAUGCAAAUUGCGUGUAGUCAUGACAUUGUUGCAACAGUGUGCGUUGUAAACAAAAUUACUAAAAGGAAACAAAAUCGGCAUUCCUGCAAAUAUUACGCUCUGAAAAUGUUUUAUCACAUCUCCCUGGAACAUGAAAUUUUGCUCCAUCCACGCUACUUUGGGCCCCAACUCCUGGAGACAGUCAAACAGAAACUUUACACGGAAGUCGAGGGAACAUGCACAGGAAAGUACGGUUUUGUGAUUGCUGUGACCACAAUUGACAAUAUAGGAUCAGGAAUCAUACAGCCCGGUCAGGGAUUUGUCGUAUAUCCCGUCAAGUACAAAGCCAUUGUCUUCCGGCCAUUCAAGGGAGAAGUUCUGGAUGCCGUUGUGACGCAGGUCAACAAAGUCGGAAUGUUUGCCGAAAUUGGACCCCUAUCCUGUUUCAUUUCUCAUCAUUCAAUCCCCGCCGAUAUGCAGUUCUGCCCGAAUGGGAAUCCACCCUGCUACAAAUCCAAAGACGAAGAUGUGGUCAUAGCGGCAGAAGACAAGAUACGACUCAAGAUUGUGGGCACCAGAGUUGAUGCAACCGGAAUUUUCGCGAUAGGAACUCUAAUGGAUGAUUAUUUGGGUCUUGUUUGCAAUUAGAACAUUUCCAGAAUCAAGAAUCUUACGUAAGAUUUUCUAUUUGAAUAAAUUAACUUUACAAUUUA
Molecule: messenger RNA, 701 nt
Organism: Phlebotomus papatasi
Lineage: Eukaryota; Metazoa; Arthropoda; Insecta; Diptera; Psychodidae
Gene: Rpb7
Product: DNA-directed RNA polymerase II subunit RPB7
Exons: 4
Coding region: 10-636 (208 amino acids)
Biological process (GO): DNA-templated transcription; transcription initiation at RNA polymerase II promoter; positive regulation of translational initiation
Cellular component (GO): RNA polymerase II, core complex; P-body
Molecular function (GO): translation initiation factor binding; single-stranded DNA binding; single-stranded RNA binding
Source: RefSeq, a predicted model, not a curated record